Molecule: messenger RNA, 1692 nt
Organism: Penicillium salamii
Lineage: Eukaryota; Fungi; Ascomycota; Eurotiomycetes; Eurotiales; Aspergillaceae
Source: the annotation of a GenBank genome assembly
AUGGCUUUUUCAAACAACCUCGUGGAAGGAUUGGAGUGGGCUCUGAGUGCUGACCUUGUGAGCCUUGGUGUCUCGGUCUUGGGUCUGGGAGUGUUGUCCCACGUCUCAAUUUUCCGCACAUUGCCUGUUGAGGAAUACUUGCUGGGGACUCUUGGCCUGUCUCUCCUGGCGGUGCUUACAAUUUGUCUUGCAUAUUUAUUUGUCACGGGAUUCACGGUGCUGCAGGUGUUGACGCGAGUGACUUUGAUUGUCUCCUCGUUCAAUGUGGGACUCGCAUCCAGCAUUGGAAUAUAUCGGCUAUUCUUCCAUCGACUUCAUCGGUUUCCCGGUCCGAUACUCUCGAAGCUCUCUCGCUUCUACGAUGCUUAUCUCGCAGGAAAGUCCAUUCAAUACAACGUCGAGAUCGAGAAACUCCACCACACCUAUGGAGACUUUAUUCGAACUGGUCCGCGCGAAAUUUGCAUUGUUCGAAAGUCCGCUGUUCCGUUGAUAUUUGGCCCCAACUCGAAAUGUCGCAAAUCCACAUACUAUGCUCAGGCGUCGACGGAGUCCCAAAACUGCUCUGUGCACCAUACACGCGAUAUCGAUGAUCAUCGCAAACGUCGCAAGGCAUGGGACCGCGGGUUCAGUAUCAAAGCUCUUGCAACAUACGAGCCCCGUGUCAAGGCCAAGGCAGAUCAACUAGCUUUGCAUCUCAACAAGAAUCUAGGACAGCCUAUCGAUGCCAGCGCUUGGGCGAUGUUCUUGAGUUUCGACAUCAUGGGAGCAGUCGGCUUUGGAAAAGAGUUCAACAAUCUUGGUACUGGAAUCGAGCACCCCGCGAUCAAAGGCGUCCAUGACCACAUGGGUAUUCUUGGUGUCCUGGGCCAUGUUCCAUGGUUCUUGAACCUUGCAAGUCGCAUUCCAGGCGCAGCGUCAGGGUACUCCAGUUUCUUCAAAUGGUGCGGCGAUGAGAUUGAGCGAAAGCAAAAGGAUUGGAGCGCGGAUGAAACACCCCAGGAUGUUGUUUCCUGGCUCCUGAAGGCAUACGUGGAAAAGGAUGUAUCGGCAGCCCCAUCCGAGGCAGCUCUCCACGAAGACUCGCGCGUUGUUAUUGUCGCUGGUAGUGAGACCACGGCAACUACCUUGGCCUCGGUGCUUUACUAUCUGGUAAAGAACCCUGCAGUAUUGGAGAAGCUGCAACGACAAUUGGAUGACGCUAUGCCGGCUGGUGAGGAUGAAUGGUCCUACGAGAAGGUCAAGUCGGUUAGUUACCUCGAUGAUAUCAUUCAGGAAACCCUGCGUCUGCGACCGGCAGUCAUGACCGGGGGAUACCGUGUUACCCCAGCAGAAGGUAUCAUGGUGGAUCAAGUACAUAUCCCUGGUGAUGUCAAUGUCUUUGUUCCGGUUCAGUUGGUCCAAACUGAUGAAAGAUAUUACACAAAUGCAAAAGAGUUUGUGCCGGAGCGAUGGGGUGAAAAGAAAGAGAUGUGUGCGGAUGGUGCACCAUUCUUCCCGUUCGUACUUGGCCCUUAUAGUUGCCCUGGAAAGAACUUGGCAAUGAUGAGCCUUCGGAUCUCUCUUUCAACGUUGAUACAGUCUUUCAAUAUUCAACUCGCUCCUGGUGAAAGCGGCGAAGCUUUUGAAAAGCACACCUUAGAUACCUUCACCACUACGCUGCCUUCCUUGCAACUUCAAUUUAAGCGUCGUUGA